ACCAGGACGACCGAACACUAACCUGGAAGGAGAAACAGGAGUCUGGAGCUAAUGCUAACGCUACCGCUAUUAUAGAUUCAUUCCAGAGCUCAUCACUGAGAUAAUGGAGAAGCAGUUACCUGAGGAAAUGAGCUCUGCUCUGGAAUCUGAAGAUCCGAACAUCACAGGUGCAUCUGAGGACCUCGACAGUGAGAAAAUCACCAAACCUGAAGCUGAAACCUCACACCUGGAAGUAGAAGAGACGGUGGUUACGGAGGAGGAGGAAGAAGUAAAUACUCACACUGCUGAGAUUGAGUCUGAGGCUGCUGUGGUAGAUAAUCCGGCAAAUGUUGAAGAAGGUAAAGAGCCAGAUGUGGAACCUCAUGUAGGAGAACAUCUCUCUCAGGAGAGAAGUGUCACAGAUCAGGAAGAUGGAGAGCAGAAGCUGGAGGAACGAGAUGCACCUAAACUUGAAAGUCUGGUGGGAAAAGACCAACAGUGUACAGUUACUCCAGCUGAUCUGAAAAUAAACCAUGAGGAGCAGCAGGAACUUCUCCGAGAACUCCAGGCAGAACAGGACCAGCUUACCCAGCUGAAUUACCAGCUCCAAGCAAAACUAGCGAACUACUUCCAGAAACCAACAAACAGGCCACCAUCAGGUAGAGACCAGGCCAUCCCAGACCAGGAGCAACACUACCAGAAGUACUUAAACAUGAUGGAGGAUCUAAAGCUGCAGAAGAAUCUCUUGAAGCAGCAGGUCGACGAUCUUCAUCAGCAAAGCCGUGAGAAGCUGGAGCAGGUCGAGCGUGAGUGGAGAGUACAGGCGUCGACCAAGCGCGAGGUCAUCGUCACCGCGCUGAGCCGGACGAAGGGCAAGGCGGGCGCCCGAGCCGAGGCCGAACGGCUGCAGGGGGCCGAGCAGAGACGCCAGGAUGAGCUGGUCUCCGUCAGGCUCGAGAACGUCAUGCUGCAGAUGGAGGUGCACAAGCUGGAAGGAGCACACAGCGGGAGGAAAGUGCUGCACCAGAUCGACUUCGAGCAGCUCAAGAUGGAGAACCAGACGUACAGCGAGAAGAUCGAAGAGCGCCACGAGGAGCUGCACAAGCUGAAGAAGAAAAUCAACAACACUGUGCAGAUCCUAACCCACAUGAAAGAGAAGCUGCAGUUCAUCCAGACGGAGAACCAGAACGAGCAGACUCAUCUCGCCGAACUGAACGAUGCGCUGCAGCGUGAUCGAGAAGCUCUGACGAAGACGAAACAGGCCAGAGAAGCCCUCACCAACCACAACCUGCGUCUCAGGCAGCAGUGUGGCAUGCUGGGAAACACCACGCUGCUGCGGGACCUAGAGGACACGGAGGACGAGCGAGAGGCGCUCGAGAGGCGAGUGGAGACCCUGAAGAGUCGCCACGCCCAGCUCACGGUGCGAUCUGAACAGAUGAAGAAGAACCUGGAGCAGAGGAACGUCCUAAAUCACUGAUGUGUGUGUGACGCGUCCCGAACAGCUCUGUGGUGCUUGGAUCGAUUCCCAACUGUCUCUGAAGAUCAGCAUCUUCUCUGUUUUCCACACUGGAUACCAAAAAACAUGCCAGUUGGUGGACUGACUACUCUAUAUUGACCCUAGGUGUCAAUGAAUGAGUAAAUGAAGUGUUUGAUGCUCUGCUCUGAAUAAUAAGUAAUCGCUCCCCUCCUGAUUGCUGCUGUAUGUUCAUCAUGCUGAAUUAUUACAUAUACAGUAAACUGAGUAGAACUGAGUAGAAACACGGGCGUUAUGUUAAGCAUUAUUUUUUAAUUAUUUAUUAAAGGAACAAAG
This is a messenger RNA of Trichomycterus rosablanca, 1789 nucleotides long. It is a transcript of the gene cfap184, whose product is annotated as cilia and flagella associated protein 184. Gene Ontology annotation, biological process: cilium assembly. The record is from RefSeq and is a predicted model, not a curated record. NCBI's taxonomy places the organism in Eukaryota, Metazoa, Chordata, Actinopteri, Siluriformes, Trichomycteridae. The transcript has 4 exons. Gene Ontology annotation, cellular component: axoneme; ciliary basal body. Bases 104 to 1456 code for a protein of 450 amino acids.